Ruditapes philippinarum (Manila clam) is the source of this 1014-nucleotide messenger RNA. Its product is annotated as E3 ubiquitin-protein ligase TRIM33-like. Gene Ontology annotation, molecular function: zinc ion binding. The coding region runs from base 1 to 1014 and encodes 337 amino acids. The transcript has 2 exons. Lineage: Eukaryota; Metazoa; Mollusca; Bivalvia; Venerida; Veneridae. The record is from RefSeq and is a predicted model, not a curated record.
AUGGAGGUUUCUGGCAAGCGAAGAACUAAAUUGACAUAUUCGGUAUCACAUGGGUCUGCUGAAGACUUUGUAUUAUUCUGUAUCCCAUGUGAUAGAGAUGGUAAACGGGUUCCAGCUAAAGGGUUCUGUACAACUUGCAAUGAACAUCUUUGUAAAACCUGUUACAAGCAUCAUAAGAAACCAGCACCUACACGUAACCAUGUUCUUCUUGAUGAAGACUCCAUGCCAACAACUCAUACCGUUCAAUUAUAUCAAGACAACUUCGAAAGCUGUGAUGAUCAUCAAGACGAAAAACAGAAAUAUUACUGUAGAGAUCACGACAUCGUAGUUUGCAGUGUUUGUGUAACGUUAGAUCAUAGGACCUGUAAGGUGGAAUACAUACCGAAACUUUCAAAACAUAUUCUAGACAGUGAGGAACUCAAUGAGUUAAUGGCGGAAAUGAAAUCACUUGAGGAAGUUUGUAAAUUAAGUAUAAAGAGAGCAAAAGAUGAGAUUAAAGCCAUUUCUGAAAAUCAUGAUAAGGUUAUAAAGGCAAUUCAUCAAUUCAGAAAGGAAAUAAAUACACGUCUCGACGAUAUGGAAAAGAUUGUUGUCGAGGACGCGGAGAGAAUCUCUGAUAAAACACAAAUGAUUCUGAAGAGUUUGUCAACAGGUAUAGAAGACAUAAAAGACGAAACGGUAAAGAAACAAGUAUGCUUAGACAACCUGAUACAAAGGAACUGUCUUGACAAACUGUAUGUUGAAAUGAAAGUAGCCAAGAAACGACUGAUUCAAAUAAAGAUGAAAGCAAAACAACAUAGUCGAAUAAACAAUAAUGAAACAGUAAGCUUUGUCAAGCAUCAGGCAAUUAUUGAUAUGUUAGAAAAGUAUAAGCAGUUAGGAGAAAUUGUUAAAUCGUCCAAUAGUGAAAAUGAUGCAAUGAUGAAAGAAACAUCAACACCACCCGAGGAUACGUCUCUAAAUCUUGAAGUUGUCGAGGAAAUAGAUAUGAAAUCCGCAUCGGAUACCGAAUAA